Hevea brasiliensis (rubber tree) is the source of this 798-nucleotide messenger RNA. Its product is annotated as germin-like protein subfamily 3 member 1. The coding region runs from base 27 to 653 and encodes 208 amino acids. NCBI's taxonomy places the organism in Eukaryota, Viridiplantae, Streptophyta, Magnoliopsida, Malpighiales, Euphorbiaceae. The transcript has a single exon. Gene Ontology annotation, molecular function: manganese ion binding. Gene Ontology annotation, cellular component: cell wall. The record is from RefSeq and is a predicted model, not a curated record.
AAAAUAGUUUAACAACACCAAGGAAAAUGCUUCACAUCCUCUUUCUUGCUGCUCUCCUAUUCUUUCCAUCCUCUCAAGCUGCAGAUUUCUGUGUUGCAAAACUAAAAGGUGCGGGUAGUCCCUCCGGAUAUGCCUGCAGGAACCCUGCAAUUGUCACAGUUGAUGAUUUUGUAUUCAGUGGCCUAGGCGCUGCUGGUAACACUACAAAUAUCAUCAGUGCUGCUGUGACCCCAGGUUUCGUGCAGCAAUUUCCAGGCGUAAAUGGUCUUGGCCUGUCCACCGCACGGCUAGACCUUGCACCAGGGGGUGUCAUCCCAAUUCACACCCACCCUGCUGCCUCUGAAAUUCUCUUUGUGGUCUAUGGAAAAAUCACUGCUGGAUUCAUUUCGUCAUCUGCAAAUAAGGUUUAUGUAAAAACUCUCAAGAAAGGUGAUGUUAUGAUUUUUCCACAAGGGUUGCUUCAUUUUCAGAUAAAUGCUGGCGGUACAACAGCACUUGCUAUUGUUAGCUUCAAUAGCCCUGAACCUGGUCUGCAAAUUACUGAUUUUGCAUUGUUCGGCAAUAACUUGCCCUCUAAUUUGGUGGAGAAAACAACUUUUCUAGAUGAUGCUCAAGUGAAGAAGCUCAAGGGUGUCCUUGGUGGCACUGGCUAGGCUUGCUUAAAAUUGUUUCAUGCUCACAUCCCUUCUUUGUUGUGUUGUAGUUGGACUAAUUAAUGUGGUUUUGUUCUGUGGACUAUUGGUUAGUUGGAGAACUGUACUUGUCCGGUAGCAAUUAAAAGCUCUGUUCUAAAAAUAA